Lentinula edodes (shiitake mushroom) is the source of this 412-nucleotide messenger RNA. RefSeq lists its product as uncharacterized. The transcript has 2 exons. The record is from RefSeq and is a predicted model, not a curated record. Lineage: Eukaryota; Fungi; Basidiomycota; Agaricomycetes; Agaricales; Omphalotaceae. Bases 44 to 226 code for a protein of 60 amino acids.
GAGGGAGGGGGUGGUCUCAUUACCAUAUACAGCAAUCCUACUAAUGCGAUUAUACGCAAUGUACGCCCUUGACAAGAGGAUCUUGAGCUUGAUGCUUGUGGGUUUUGUACUCAGCAUAGCAAGUCAAGGAGCAGUGGUGGGCGUCGCAUUUAAGGAUGUUAGAGGUGAGUUUGGAAUAAACUCUCCUCUUGUGCAAUCUCAGUCUGAUCCCACUCGAAGCAUAUAAGGAUACUGAAACACUUUUAUGUGUGCCUUUACUCCCAACCUUUUCCUAUUCCUUUUGGAUCCCAAGACUCGCAUUCGAGACGGUUUUGUGUAUCCUCGCUCUGAUCCGAGGAUUCCAGCUCCAGAAGGAUGAGAUUGGGGAUACCGAUUGGUCAGGUAACGAUCUUAUGAAGAUGUUAAUCAGAGA